GUCCAACGUCAACUACGUCCCACCACCUCAAGAGCCACAGGAUUUCAAACACACACAAUCAUUCAUGCUCUGAGAAGCUGGCCUUUUCUGCGACAAUGAAUCACUUCCUGUAAUGAGGUGCCAACACUGGAUCCAGUUUUUCUGCCUCUCUGGACUCAAGAUUGAGCUUUUGAUCUUCCAAUAUAAGCAAAUCUUAAUCUCCUUCCUUCCCUUCGCUCAUUUUUUGAUUAUGUGAAGCAAAGCUGCCAGGCUUCUUCCCUCUGGUUUUCUGGUUUCUUUUGAUGAGAUUGAGCUGGUUUCACGGCCCUCUGCUGCCCCCUGCUGGUCAGACCAUGAACUGGUCUGUAAAAAGGUUUGAGCAUCAUUUCGUUUUCUUAUUUCUGAAGGCCAACUGCUUCAAGGAUUUGAUUUAUUUAUUUUUUUUUACCAAAGACUCACGUUAGUGACCUUUUCUGUUACAUUUAUUUGAAGGAGAAUUUAUGAGAAGCCAUAAAGAAAACAUUAAACGCGAUUUACCUCAACCAAGUAUUUCGUCUGUCUCAGGCCCUAAAACUCGUUUUCUUAGUAACAAAAAAUUCACUCAAAUUCUGAGACCAACCCCCUUCCACCCUGAUGUGCCUGCAUGGUUUUGUUUCUUUUUUUUUCUUCAAACAUAUACAUGUAUCUACAGUAUACCUCGUGCCUUUUUAAUUUCUCAUUUAUCUCUGGAUCACUUAUUUUUUGUAAAGAACUUGCCUUACUUUUUCUGUCUUUAUAUAUUCUCGUGCCACUGUUUUAUUCAAUGAAGUGUUUGUUUUCUGGACUGUGUGGAUGAUUUGUUCAGAGUUUUAUUUGAACUGUGUAUCAGUAAUAAAAAGGUUUUUCUAUCCA
Molecule: messenger RNA, 870 nt
Organism: Austrofundulus limnaeus
Lineage: Eukaryota; Metazoa; Chordata; Actinopteri; Cyprinodontiformes; Rivulidae
Product: junctional adhesion molecule B
Biological process (GO): leukocyte cell-cell adhesion
Cellular component (GO): tight junction; plasma membrane; protein complex involved in cell adhesion
Source: RefSeq, a predicted model, not a curated record